AUGGCGCGCCGCGAGCAAGCGUUGCUCCGGAGCUGCCCACUCGGGAACCAGCCCCAACACCGCGCGGUGGGCGGGGCCGUGGCCGUGAGCCCGCCCCACCGGGCCGUGCCUCACCCUCCCCAGGCUCCGCCCCCCGAGCGGAGCGGAGCGCGGGAGGGAGCCGGAAGUGCGCCGGGUGAGCUAGCGCCCCGUCCGUCCGCGUGCUGUUCUCUGGAGCAGGGUCAGGGUUUUCACUCCUUUCCAUUUCAACAAAGGAUGGCCGAAACUCUCAACAUGGCGGUGACGAUUGACCAGCAGAUGCCAGCAGAAGCUCCUGCCCAGGAACCUGAACCUGUACCAGAGGCUCCAAAGAGAAGGAAAAGAAAAACCAGAGCAUCAGAACCCCAGGACCCCGUGGAACCCAAAAAACCUACUGGGUCAAAAAGAUCUGGCAAGUCCACAAAGUCAAAAGAGAAGCAAGAGAAGAUUACGGACGCGUUUAAAGUGAAGAGGAAAGUGGACCGCUUCAACGGGGUUUCCGAAGCUGAGCUGCUCACCAAGACGCUGCCCGACAUCUUGACCUUCAAUCUGGACAUUGUGAUUAUUGAUAUCAACCCAGGACUGAUGGCUGCUUACAAAGGGCACCACUACCCUGGACCUGGAAACCAUUUCUGGAAGUGUCUGUUCAUGUCAGGACUGAGUGAGGUUCAGCUGAACCACAUGGAUGACCACACCUUACCCGGGAAGUACGGCAUUGGCUUCACCAACAUGGUGGAGAGGACGACGCCAGGCAGCAAGGAUCUGUCCAGUAAGGAAUUCCGGGAAGGAGGACGAAUCCUAGUGCAGAAACUGCAGAAAUACCAGCCACGAAUAGCGGUGUUUAAUGGAAAAUGUAUUUAUGAAAUUUUCAGUAAGGAAGUUUUUGGAGUAAAGGUUAAGAACUUGGAAUUUGGGCUUCAACCCCACAAGAUCCCAGACACAGAAACCCUCUGCUACGUCAUGCCGUCGUCCAGUGCCAGGUGUGCCCAGUUUCCUCGCGCCCAGGACAAGGUGCAUUACUACAUUAAGCUGAAGGACUUAAGAGACCAGCUGAAGGGCAUUGAACGGAACACGGACGUUCAGGAGGUGCAGUACACGUUUGACCUGCAGCUCGCACAAGAGGAUGCGAAGAAGAUGGCUGUUAAGGAAGAGAAGUAUGACCCGGGCUACGAAGCAGCAUACGGCAGUGCGUACAGCGGAAACCCGUGUGAUAGUGAACCCUGCAGCCUUCCUUCCAAUGGGCUAACCAGCAGUGCGGAGCUGAGAGGAGAAGCGGCUCCCGGCGACCUUGCAAAUGGGCAGUGGGUGGCGCAGCCGUGCACAGACCAGACCCCGUCCUUCAGUAACUGUGGGACACACGAGCAGGAAGGAAGCCAUGUUUGAAGGUGGCGCUUCUCAGCUCUGCCCGGUGCUGCAGUUUUAAUGCAGUCGGCAGGACCUCGAGCCUCGGUCUCCUGAAGACUUAGAAUAGUUCCUUACGCUAGGGUGUAAUUCUGUAUGGAGCAGCUGUCUGUACGGUAGAGUCAACUGUAUGAGCCUGUGUAGUUUGGAAGGAAAAAAUGGGCUGUUUUGUACCUGAGUUUUGUAUUUGAAUUACCCAUCAUUCCAGCUUUUUAUAUACUAUAUUUCAUUUAUGAAGA
Messenger RNA from Chionomys nivalis (European snow vole), 1658 nucleotides. RefSeq names its product G/T mismatch-specific thymine DNA glycosylase-like. The transcript has 2 exons. Gene Ontology annotation, cellular component: nucleus. Bases 1 to 1401 code for a protein of 466 amino acids. The record is from RefSeq and is a predicted model, not a curated record. Gene Ontology annotation, molecular function: mismatch base pair DNA N-glycosylase activity. Gene Ontology annotation, biological process: base-excision repair, AP site formation. NCBI's taxonomy places the organism in Eukaryota, Metazoa, Chordata, Mammalia, Rodentia, Cricetidae.